Messenger RNA from Gracilinanus agilis (Agile Gracile Mouse Opossum), 1398 nucleotides. RefSeq names its product probable E3 ubiquitin-protein ligase TRIML1. The record is from RefSeq and is a predicted model, not a curated record. The transcript has a single exon. Gene Ontology annotation, molecular function: protein binding; zinc ion binding. The coding region runs from base 1 to 1398 and encodes 465 amino acids. Lineage: Eukaryota; Metazoa; Chordata; Mammalia; Didelphimorphia; Didelphidae.
AUGGAUGUCAGCGAGGUGGCUGAGAAGCUCAGGUCAGAACUGACUUGUUCUGUUUGCUUGGAUCUCUUUGCCCAAGCAGUGACCCUUGACUGUGGACACAGCUUCUGCAGAGAGUGUGUCCUUCAGAGCUGGCAGCAGGCCCAUGUCUCAUGGACCUGCCCCCUGUGCAAGUCAAGCAGUCAGCCCAGAGCCUUAAAGGCCAACCAGCUCCUGAAGGACCUAGUCAGCUUCAUUAGACUGAGAUCUCCUGGGCUGGGCGAGGAGGGUGGUCAGGCUAUCUGUGGCCAACACCAAGCCAUUCAGAACCUCUUCUGUGAAGAUGACCACACCCCACUAUGUGUCUCCUGCUUAACCUCCCUGGAACACGAAGCUCAUCGUGUGUAUCCCAUAGAAGAGUCUGCUGAGACCUGCAAGGGACAGCUGCAGGAAGCCCUUGGUCUUGUGUGGGCAAAGGUGAGAGAGGUCCAUAUGUUGCUGAAGCAGGAGAAAAGGAAGUGGCAGAGGUGUCAAAUAGAGGCUCACAUGCUAAAGCAGGUCAUCCUGCCAGAAUACAUCAAUACCCAUCUUGACUGGACAGAGGCGGAACAACAGAAUCUCCUGGAGGGGGAAAAGAGAAUCAAUGUGAGGAGAUUAGAGACCACCCAGGCCAGAAUCUUCUGCUAUGUCCAAAGCCUCAAGAAGAUGACUGAGGAACUUGAGAAGACUUUGGAGCAGCCAGUCAUGGAGAUGCUCCUGGAAUGGAGGAGCAGUAUGGAAAGGAGUCAGGAGUUGCUGCUACACUGUCCAGAGCCUGCUGCCCUAGGCUGGACUGUGUGCGGAACCACUGGAAUGAGGGAUCUACUACUGGCCUUCCAAAGUCACAUCAGUAUGGAUCCAGAAACAGCCCAUUCCAAUCUCAUCUUCUCUGGAGAUCUGAAGAGCGUGAGCAUUGCCAGCAACUGUCAGGACCUACUGGCCAACCUGCAAGGAGGGGAGGAGGAUCUUCUUUGCGUGCUGGGUGCUCAGAGCUUCACCUCAGGGAGUCAUUAUUGGGAGGUGGAGGUAGGAAGUGAGACGGAGUGGGAAGUAGGCAUCUGUAUGGAGCUAGGAAAUGUCCAGGGCAACAUUUAUGGGGACGUGCUCUCUCUCCAGUACUUCAACAUGGGAGACCAAUUCAAACUGUUUAUCUUUCACACCUUAGAAAACCCUGAGGAAACAGGACCCCUGCACAGGCUGGGCAUUUUCCUCCACUAUGAAGAGGGACACUUGUCAUUUUACAAUGUGACACAGGGCUGCCUGAUCUAUGCCUUUUCCCCUUUCACUUUCCAAGGUCCUGUCAGACCUUUCUUCUCUCUUGGCCUUCUACAGGAAGAGAACCAGACCAACACUCUCACCAUCUGUCCACUGAUCCCUCAGUAG